Colletotrichum phormii is the source of this 1114-nucleotide messenger RNA. Its product is annotated as proteasome component PUP3. The coding region runs from base 100 to 717 and encodes 205 amino acids. Gene Ontology annotation, cellular component: proteasome core complex; proteasome core complex, beta-subunit complex. The record is from RefSeq and is a predicted model, not a curated record. The transcript has 4 exons. Lineage: Eukaryota; Fungi; Ascomycota; Sordariomycetes; Glomerellales; Glomerellaceae. Gene Ontology annotation, biological process: proteasome-mediated ubiquitin-dependent protein catabolic process.
CCUACGAUCCAUCACGAAGUAAUCACGGCCGACAAAACGACUUUGAGAAUCCUCCAAAUCAUCCGAGAACCCAGCGGUCACUCGCUUUAGGAGCCCGAAAUGAGCUCUCCCUUCUCCAUCAAUGGCGGUGCCUGCGUCGCAAUGGUCGGCAAGGACUGCGUCGCAAUAGCCUGCGAUCUCCGCCUCGGCCUCCAAGCCCUCACCGUCUCCAACAACUUCCCCAAAAUCUUCCAGUACGGCGACGUCUUCCUCGGCCUCACCGGCCUCGCCACCGACGUCACGACCGUCGGCGACCUCUUCCGCUACAAGGUCAACAUGUACCGCCUCCGCGAGGAGCGCAACAUCGCCCCGACCACCUUCGCCAACCUCGUCAGCUCCUCCCUCUACGAGCGCCGCUUCGGCCCCUACUUUGUCUCCCCCGUCGUGGCCGGCCUCGACCCCAAGACGGGCAAGCCCUUUAUCUGCGGCUUCGACAGCAUCGGCUGCAUCGACUUCGCCAAGGACUUCAUCGUAUCUGGUACGGCGUCUGAACAGCUCUUCGGCAUGUGCGAGAGCUUAUGGGAGCCGGAUCUGGGUCCCGAUGAGCUCUUCGAAACCAUCUCCCAGUCGCUCUUGAACGCUGUUGACCGAGAUGCACUAUCCGGAUGGGGAGCGCACGUGUACAUUAUUGAGAAGGACAAGGUCACGAAGAGACUGCUCAAGGGCAGACAAGACUAAUUCUCGCGGAGGAAUUCGGUGUUGGGGAAGAGAAAACUUGAUAGAACCGCUACAAGUGGACGGUUUCUACCUAGCUUGUACCAAUAGAUGGACGUGAUCCACUAUGAGAUGGCUACCGAAGCCUGCAUGAACUAGACAAAUGACCUUGAUUUACGUCCUUAUUUGUGUGACUUUUAUGUCUGGACGUUGGCUGCUAUGGUCUAUGUACAGCUCUGUGCAAUGUUGCCAGGGCUACUACUAUGGUACAAGCGAUCUAUGGUCUAGCUUGCGCUGGCCUCUAACCAUCUAAUUCUCCUUCUUUGCCUUGGUAGACUUGAUCGCCUUCGUCUGACUGAAGUAUGAUCUCUCAACAGCCUUGAGAACCUCAUCAAUGAGACUAAAACACAGAGUCAGCAAC